Guillardia theta CCMP2712 is the source of this 609-nucleotide messenger RNA. RefSeq lists its product as hypothetical. Gene Ontology annotation, biological process: protein depalmitoylation. Gene Ontology annotation, cellular component: cytoplasm. Gene Ontology annotation, molecular function: carboxylic ester hydrolase activity; palmitoyl-(protein) hydrolase activity. The transcript is spliced from 6 exons. The annotation marks the transcript as partial. The record is from RefSeq and is a predicted model, not a curated record. Lineage: Eukaryota; Cryptophyceae; Pyrenomonadales; Geminigeraceae.
CCCAAGGGAGAGCAGCACACUGCUACUGUGAUCUUCAUGCAUGGGCUGGGAGACUCGGGGUACGGCUGGGCUCCUGUGUCAGAGCAGCUCCAGAUGCCUUGGAUCAAGUUCAUGUUCCCGACUGCCCCCGCCCAGCCGGUGUCGCUCAACAUGGGGAUGGAGAUGCCGGCUUGGUUCGACAUUUACUCCCUUGACCCUGAGGACAAGAAGGAGGAUGUGGAGGGGAUGCUGGAGAGUGCCAAGUACGUUUCCGACUUGAUUGAGAAAGAAAUCCAGAAGGGAAUUCCCCCCAACAGGAUUGUUCUCGGAGGUUUCUCUCAAGGCGGCGCCAUCGCGUACGCGACUUCCCUCAUGCUCAGUGAGACGCCGCUGGCUGGCGUCUUGUGCCUGAGCACGUGGAUCCCCCGCUUCGUGCGGAGCAGGAGGGCUCAUACUGCUGCAGGGCUGAAGCAAGACUUCCUGGUAUGCCAUGGCGACAGCGAUAUGGUGGUGCAGUACGAUUGGGGGAGGCAGAGUUUCGAGAAGCUGGUGAGCGAAGGAGCCAAGGCUGAGUUCAAGACUUACAGGGGAAUGGGCCACAGCCUUUGCGGGGAGGAGCUUCAAGGUUUG